GAGGAGAAGCAGUUCGAUGGGGUUCUUACCUCAAUUUAUUCUAUCGGAUAAGUUGAUAAAAUAAAGAUCAAAUGUUGAAGAAGUUAAACUGUGAUUUCAAAGAAUCAUUAGUAGUUCCCUUUAGUUACAUUUUGAAAAGGAAAAAGCGAAGGAAUCAGAGUAUGCCUCGAUGUAAAGUGGAGGAGGCACAGGUAAAUCUAAAGCAAAUUGAAGAAGUUGAAAGUAGCAUUCACUCUGUGAACUCUAAAAGAGACCAAUUUGAUUCUAGUCCACCAUCAAUGAAGGCUAAGAGAGUUGCUCAGACUUAUAGAAGUCCUGCUUCUCAGCAGAGAAAGUAUACUGUUAGUUCAGCUAGGUCUAAAGAUACUAAAUCCUCUGGAUUGAAGUCGGUAGCUGUUGAUUUCGAGCAAGAUGCUAGCACAGUAGAUAAGAUAAUAAAAGACUGAAAUAAAAUCUUUGUGAGAGAUAAAGAGUAAAUCUGCAUAUAAUUCUCUCAAUAGAUUCAACAAACUUCAUCAACUAGUGUUUGGUAAGACCAAGAAGGUUCGGACUAAUAGGAAAAGAAAGUUAAAUCUAAGGAACAAGAAAUAAGUCAAAAUGGUAGCGUCUGAAAUAAUCGAUAUAACUCAAUAAGAUUCAAUAU
This is a messenger RNA of Moneuplotes crassus, 643 nucleotides long. The record is from the annotation of a GenBank genome assembly. NCBI's taxonomy places the organism in Eukaryota, Ciliophora, Spirotrichea, Euplotida, Euplotidae.